Salvia splendens (bonfire salvia) is the source of this 753-nucleotide messenger RNA. Its product is annotated as alpha-1,3-arabinosyltransferase XAT3. The coding region runs from base 1 to 753 and encodes 250 amino acids. The transcript has 3 exons. Gene Ontology annotation, molecular function: glycosyltransferase activity. NCBI's taxonomy places the organism in Eukaryota, Viridiplantae, Streptophyta, Magnoliopsida, Lamiales, Lamiaceae. The record is from RefSeq and is a predicted model, not a curated record.
AUGGUGAAAGGGACUAACACAGAGGGUGAGGAGGAUGGAAUCGUAGAGAGAAAGGAAUUGGGGAAGAAUGGCAUCAUUGAUAAAGGUGAUUUAGCGCGAUAUGCUAGUCACAAUACAAGCAUUUAUCGAAAUGAAAACAUCACAAGUCUACCACCUAAAAAUCCGAUCACGGACUUCACCGCCUUCCUCCGGGAAACAUACUCUCUAGAGAAAGACCUAAUCAACUCGUGCGUGGAAAAAAGGCGGCGGCCUCGCCUCUUCCUGGUCUCCAGGGAGGAGAAGAGGGGCCUGAGGAAUGAGGGGGAGGUGGCGAAGCUGGCGCGGGAAUUAGGGUUUGAGGCGAGUGUGCAGGAGAUAGGGCCGGAGGAGGCGCUCGUGGCGAGGAUGGUGAACGCGUUCGACGUGAUGGUGGCGGUGCACGGGGACGAGAUCACGAACAUGGUGUACCUCCCGGAGAGGGCGGUGUUGGUGCAGAUCGUGCCGGUCGGGUUGGCAGGUGUGGGUAGGGUUUACUUUGAGGAGCCGAGUAAAGUGAUGAAUUUGAUGUAUUUGGAGUGUAGGGUUAGUGUGGAGGAGAGCUCUUUGAGUGAGAGAUAUGGGGUUGGGGAUGAGGUGUUUAGGAACACUAGUAGUGUUAGGGAGAAGGGUUGGAAUGUGUUUAAAUCGAUUUAUAUGGAGAAUCAAGAUGUGAGUGUUGAUUUGGUGAGGUUUAGGAGGGUUUUGGUGGAAGCUAUGGAGCUUGUGUGUGGCUAG